AUGUUUAGAAGAGCGUCAUCAAGACUCUUAUCCAGGAAUGGCCUCGUUGGCUCAACCGCAGCGCUCGGAUUGACCAGCUACGCCUAUUUGAACUCGAACAAGGAAUCCAUCAGCAUGGAUGACUCAAUUGAUCGUCGCCCAUCUGCUCUCUGGACUCCACCUUCCCGUGAGCACAUGCUCACCAAAUUAGGCGCGUUCGAUUCAAAGGACAAGGAAGAAAUCUGGGAUCUUCUCAUCGUCGGUGGUGGUGCCACUGGUGCUGGUGUUGCAGUUGACGCUGCUACAAGAGGCUACAAGACUGCGCUCGUAGAGCGUGACGACUUCUCUUCUGGUACCUCUUCAAAAUCAACUAAGCUCGUCCACGGCGGUGUGAGAUACCUCCAAAAAGCUAUCCUUGAACUUGAUUAUGAGCAAUGGAAGCUCGUCCGUGAAGCCCUCCACGAACGUAAGACGUUCUUGGAUAUCGCUCCUUACCUCUCACAACCACUCCCAAUUAUGCUACCUGUUUACACCUGGUGGCAACUCCCUUACUUCUUCGUCGGUUGUAAGGUGUACGAUUUCCUCGCAGGAUCACAAAACAUGGAAUCCUCAUACGCUAUGUUCAAGAGCAAGACAGUUGAAUCCUUCCCAAUGCUCAAGUCUGACGGUCUCGUUGGUUCCGUUGUAUACUACGACGGUCAACACAAUGACGCCCGUAUGAACAUGGCCUUGAUUAUGACCGCCGUCCACCACGGUGCUACAGUCGCCAACCACACCGAAGUUGUCCGUCUUGAAAAGAAUUCAAGCGGCAAGAUUGAGGGUGCUAGACUGAGGGACAACAUCACCAAGCACGAAUGGGAUGUAAAGUCAAAGGGUAUCAUCAACGCUACCGGGCCAUUCUCAGACGGUAUUCGUAAAUUCGAUGAACCUCAAGUCCAAGAAAUUGUUGCUCCAUCAUCCGGUGUUCACAUUACACUCCCAUCAUACUACUGCUCACCAGAGCUUGGUUUGAUCGAUCCAAACACCUCCGACGGCCGUGUCAUUUUCUUCUUGCCAUGGUUAGGUAACGUCAUUGCUGGUACUACCGACUCUCCAUCCAAGGUUGAGCGCAACCCAGCUCCAAAGGAGGAAGAAAUCCAAUGGAUCAUCGAUGAGGUCCGUAGAUAUCUCUCACCAGACCUCAAGGUCCGUCGUGGUGACGUUCUCUCAGCAUGGUCAGGUCUCAGACCACUCGUUCGCGACCCAGCAGCUAAGAACACACAAUCUCUUGUCAGAAACCACAUGAUCAACAUUUCAAAGGGUGGUCUUUUGACCAUUGCUGGUGGUAAGUGGACUACCUACCGUUCCAUGGCCGAAGAAACAGUCGACGCUGCUAUCAAGGAGUUCGAUCUCGAGCCAAGAAAGUGUCAAACCACCAAGGUUAAGCUUGUAGGAUCACACGGCUGGACUCCUAUGAUGUUUAUCAAGCUUAUCCAACAAUUCGGUUUGGAGACUGACGUAGCUAAGCAUUUGGCUGCCACCUACGGUUCUUUAGCAUGGAACGUUGCCGCCAUGACUGAAGCAACUGGAUUAAGAUGGCCAAUCCACGGUACAAGACUCGCAACCACAUACCCAUUCCUUGAAUCUGAAGUUAGAUACGCUUGCCGUGCAGAAUACGCACAAACCUCAACCGACGUUAUCGCACGUAGAACUAGACUUUCAUUCCUCAACGCCCAAGCCUCCCUCGAGGCUCUUCCAAGAGUUGUCGACAUUAUGGCUGAAGAACUUGGAUGGGAUUUGAGCCGUAAGCAGCAAGAAUUCGAUCAAGGUAAAGACUACCUGAUGACAAUGGGUCUUCCACCAACCAAGCAAAACCUCUCAUUGGGCGAUGUCAGAAGCGGUAAGGUUGUCGACAAUGACUCAGCAGAGAUUGAAGACGCUGUGUUUGCUAGAGCUCAAUUCUCACCAACUGAAUUGGAAUCCCUCAAGGAGAAAUUCGCUGCAUUGGAUCUCGAUCACGAUGGAUCUAUCUCUAAUGAAGAUCUUGGCAAGUCACUCAACAACCUCGGUUACAAGAAUGUCUCAGAAGAUGCCGUCGCAUCUAUCCUUCAAGAAGUUCAACACAAGGAUGGUGUCACAUUGGAUUCAUUCUUGGACAUUGCAUCCGGAUUAAAGGAAGUUGAGUUGUCUACUGCUUUCACCAGCGUUCUGAGCCAAGUUCCAAGCUCGUUACAAGAACACGUCGGUCAAACCUACGGUGGUCCAAAGGGUGGUAGCAACGUUGGUAUUGGCGCAGCUGCAGAUGCAAGCUCUGGCUCUGAGAAGUCUGGCGGUGGUGUCUAA
Molecule: messenger RNA, 2301 nt
Organism: Wallemia ichthyophaga EXF-994
Lineage: Eukaryota; Fungi; Basidiomycota; Wallemiomycetes; Wallemiales; Wallemiaceae
Exons: 2
Coding region: 1-2301 (766 amino acids)
Biological process (GO): glycerol-3-phosphate metabolic process
Cellular component (GO): mitochondrion; glycerol-3-phosphate dehydrogenase (FAD) complex
Molecular function (GO): calcium ion binding; glycerol-3-phosphate dehydrogenase (quinone) activity
Source: RefSeq, a predicted model, not a curated record